AUGGCCGGUGCCUUAUUACUAAUCGGCCAAAUGGCCGACGCUAUAGCCUCGCCAUUCGUGGGCUUCCAAUCGGACCGAAUGCCCGACAUUUGGAUCUUCAGAUACGGGCGAAGAAAGUUUUGGCACUUAUUGGGAGUAAUCAUGAAUACGGUUACCGUUCCCUUCAUCUAUAAUACCCCCUGUUUUCCGGGUGACUGUUCCGGGUCAUCAACUAUAGGCCGGUUCGCCUAUUACGCCGUACUUAUCAUUAUAUUUCAAGCCGGUUGGGCUGCUACCCAGGUUAGUCACGUGAGUUUAAUCGUGGACUUAACCGAUGAUACAAAUGAAAGGAUUGCGUUAAAUGCUUAUCGCCAAAUGGCCGACGCUAUAGCCUCGCCAUUCGUGGGCUUCCAAUCGGACCGAAUGCCCGACAUUUGGAUCUUCAGAUACGGGCGAAGAAAGUUUUGGCACUUAUUGGGAGUAAUCAUGAAUACGGUUACCGUUCCCUUCAUCUAUAAUACCCCCUGUUUUCCGGGUGACUGUUCCGGGUCAUCAACUAUAGGCCGGUUCGCCUAUUACGCCGUACUUAUCAUUAUAUUUCAAGCCGGUUGGGCUGCUACCCAGGUUAGUCACGUGAGUUUAAUCGUGGACUUAACCGAUAAUACAAAUGAAAGGAUUGCGUUAAAUGCUUAUCGUCAAGCCGCCACAAUAUUUGCCAAUAUAUGCUUAUAUACAGUAACCCUGUUUGUCAUCGGGUUUGAUUCUAACGAAACAAUUAGCCAGGAUGAUUUAGAUAUGUUCACGAUGGUCUCUUACAUCGUAUGCGUGAUCGGACUGGUAUUCUCGCUACUGUUCCACGUGUUUGUCGCCGAACCGGUAGUUCCCAAAGAGGAGCACAAACCACGUGGUCUCAGAACUGCCUCAGCUUUUUCGGUGGACACCCAACGGGCCCUUUUCCAGCACCGGGCCUCUAUUAUAGCCCCCAUAUAUACCCCGGAUUCACCAGACGAUUCAGAUGACACCGGGAGUGUUGACGAGUCGACUGAUGUGUAUCACUUGACCGGUAAGAUUACGAUCAUGUAUACGAUGGCCAGGAUGUUUUUUAACCUCGGUCAAGUGUACUCGCCACUGUAUCUACAAUACUCACUUCAAAUGCCUAAAAAUACAAUAGCUAUUAUGCCAUUUGCUACUUAUGUUGCGGGACUGGUAUGCAGUUUUGGGGCCAAACCCUUCUCAGCCCGGUAUGGCGCCCGGUGGGUGCUCAUAAUAGGUGUAGCCUUUGGUGUGGGUUCGUGUGUCUGGAUCUUUAUCGGGGGGAACACCGAGUCGUAUAAGUUGUGGCAAAUCUAUGUCGUGUCGGCACUCCUG
This is a messenger RNA of Oppiella nova, 1347 nucleotides long. The record is from the annotation of a GenBank genome assembly. NCBI's taxonomy places the organism in Eukaryota, Metazoa, Arthropoda, Arachnida, Sarcoptiformes, Oppiidae.